Messenger RNA from Cinclus cinclus, 621 nucleotides. RefSeq names its product melanocortin 2 receptor accessory protein 2 (gene MRAP2). The transcript is spliced from 3 exons. NCBI's taxonomy places the organism in Eukaryota, Metazoa, Chordata, Aves, Passeriformes, Cinclidae. Gene Ontology annotation, cellular component: endoplasmic reticulum; plasma membrane. The coding region runs from base 16 to 594 and encodes 192 amino acids. The record is from RefSeq and is a predicted model, not a curated record. Gene Ontology annotation, biological process: protein localization to plasma membrane; regulation of adenylate cyclase-activating G protein-coupled receptor signaling pathway. Gene Ontology annotation, molecular function: type 3 melanocortin receptor binding; corticotropin hormone receptor binding; type 5 melanocortin receptor binding.
UUGCUGAGGAGCAAGAUGUCUGCCCUGAGGCUGAUCUCUAACAGAACCUCCCAGCAGGCCCUGUCUAACUCUGAUUACACCUGGGACUAUGAGUACUAUGAGUAUGGACCGGUGUCAUUCGAAGGCCUGAAGGCUCAUAAGUAUUCCAUUGUGAUUGGAUUUUGGGUUGGUCUUGCAGUUUUUGUCAUCUUCAUGUUUUUUGUCCUGACUCUGCUGACGAAGACAGGAGCACCACAUCAAGAAAAUGCAGAACUUUCUGAAAAAAGAUUUCGUAUGAACAGCUUUGUGGCGGAUUUUGGAAGACCUUUGGAGUCUGAGAGGGUCUUUUCUCACCAAAUGGCUGAAGAAUCCCAGUCACUUUUCCAUUUCUGCAUUAAUGAAGUGGACCAUAUGAACAAAGAAAAAGAGAGACAGAAAGGUCCAAGUCUGGAGAGUAAAACCCACUUCCAGGAGGUUCCCAAAAGCAAUGGAAUGUUUGAGGAAGACCUACAUUGUCUUGCAAAAUUUAACAUUCCUAACUUUGUGAACACUGAGCAGAACUCUUCAUUAGGUGAGGAUGAUCUCCUCAUCUCAGAGCCACCAAUCAUUUUAUAAAGCAAACUAAAGGUUAUGCAAUCUUCU